This is a messenger RNA of Anarrhichthys ocellatus (wolf-eel), 1432 nucleotides long. RefSeq names its product solute carrier family 35 member C1 (gene slc35c1). The record is from RefSeq and is a predicted model, not a curated record. Lineage: Eukaryota; Metazoa; Chordata; Actinopteri; Perciformes; Anarhichadidae. The coding region runs from base 151 to 1254 and encodes 367 amino acids. The transcript is spliced from 2 exons.
AGUAAUCUUGAUUCUGCUGUUGGCGGAAGACGCUCGUCAUGUUUGUAUCGAGUAGUUGGCCUAUAGCUACAUAGUAGCUCGUGUAAAUGAUGCAGGUUUUUUUUUUGUUGGUUUUUUUAUGACCCAGCUUGUUCUUCUUUCUCUGUGAUCAUGAACAGGGUGCAGCUGAAGCGGUCCAGUAUCUUAAGGAUGGCUCUAUCCGGAUCGGAGACAAUGGACCAGGACGGACACAAUGGAGAGACUUUCAUUAUGCGGGCUGUCAAAAUAGGAGCUGUGGUUGUACUGUACUGGUUUGUCUCAAUAACAAUGGUGUUCCUCAAUAAUUACCUGCUGGACAACCGGGACCUGGACGCGCCGCUGUUUGUCACUUUCUACCAGUGCGUGGUGACGGUCGGACUGUGCUGGCUCAUGCAGCUGCUGGCCAGAUUUUGGCCGGGACUCAUCGACUUCCCCUCGGUCAGAUUCGACCUGAAGACGUCCCGGGAGGUCCUGCCGCUGUCUAUCGUGUUCAUCUCCAUGAUCAUCUUCAACAACCUGUGCCUGAAACACCUCGGAGUGGCUUUCUACACGGUCGGUCGGUCGCUCAGCACAGUUUUCAACGUGCUGCUGUCUUACGUUGUCCUGAAGCAAACCACUUCAAUACAAGCCAUAGUGUGCUGUGGGAUCAUACUAGGUGGAUUCUGGCUCGGUGUGGACCAGGAAGCCACGACGGGUUCCCUCUCCUGGACCGGCGUCGUUUUUGGCGUGAUAGCCAGCGCUUGUGUCUCUAUGAACGCCAUCUACACCAAGAAGGUGAUGCCAGCAGUGGAAGGAAACAUCUGGAAACUGUCCUAUUACAACAACAUUAAUGCCUGCAUCCUCUUCCUCCCGCUCAUCGCUGUGUCUGGAGAUCUGGGCAGUCUCGCCAGCUUCAGCCGCCUCGGCAGCCUCGGAUUUUGGGGCAUGAUGACGCUCGGGGGGGUGUUUGGUUUCGCCAUUGGCUACGUCACGGGCCUGCAGAUCAAGUUCACCAGUCCGCUCACGCACAACGUCUCGGGGACAGUAAAGGCCUGUGGGCAGACCAUCAUUGCGGUGGUGUACAACUCCUCCAGUAAAAGCCUGCUGUGGUGGACCAGUAACCUGAUGGUGCUCUGUGGCUCGUCGGCCUACACCUGGGUCAAAAGUCUAGAGAUGAAGAAGGCUCCCCGCAGAGACCCUCAGGACUCCGCCAAGGAGAAACUGCUGCCGGAGGAGAAAGGCAACGUAGGAGUGUAACAGAAAAACCUUCAACUUGUAUCUGAGAAUGUGAAAUAAUGCAACAUUUAGAACAUAAAUGAUCAGUGACGCACACAUGGACUCGAUGGUUUUGUUGGUUUCAAAGGUUGUGUGGUUUUAUACAGAUUUAUUUGAGGCCUGAAUGAAUUUGUGUGUGUAUAUAUAUGUAUAUAUAUGU